GCCGCCGCCCUCCUGGUUAAGAUUUCCCUGUGGUCCCUCUUGGUGACUCUGGUGAUCCUGUUCAUCCUGACUGGCACCAUGCUGGGCCCAGAUCUAAUGGCACAUAUUCCUGCAUCUGUCUACACCAUUGCGGUGCUGAUGCCCCUAGCGGGGUAUGCCUUGGGAUAUGGCUUAGCCACGGUCUUUAAAAUGCCCCCACACUGCAGGAGAACAGUAUCUUUGGAAACAGGGUGCCAAAAUGUCCAGCUCUGCACCGCCAUCCUAAAACUCACCUUUCCCCCGGAGCUCAUAGGGAGCAUGUACAUGUUUCCCUUGCUUUACGCGCUUUUUCAGUCGGCAGAAGCAGGACUCUUUGUGCUGGUGUACAAGAUGUAUGGGAGAGACAGCUACAAACAAGAUACACUCGGUGAAGAGGAAGACACAGACAUUUCCUACAAGAAACUGAAGGAAGAGGAGGUGGCUGAAACUUCAUAUGGCACAGUGACCACAGAGGACCACAACUCCAUUCAGAUGGAGCCGACGCAGACGGCGCUUUAGGGGAGAUAAGGAGGCAACACCCGGGGACGUGUGAUGUGUGUUGUUCUUGCAACCAAGCUGGGGCCGCGCUCGCCGCUGCGCAAGCGGAGCUGCCCAGCCUCCAUCGUUUCUCCAGCCGCUCCCAUUGUACAAGGUGAUGUGUGUUUAUUACCGUGACAGUUGUGUUUCCUCAAAAAUACUUAUGAAAAAAAUGUAAAAGCAAAGGAAAAAGUAUCACUGCAAUGCAAAUAACCGUACGUCUUCAGGCAAGGAGGCUCCUGCCC
Molecule: messenger RNA, 800 nt
Organism: Pygoscelis adeliae (Adelie penguin)
Lineage: Eukaryota; Metazoa; Chordata; Aves; Sphenisciformes; Spheniscidae
Gene: SLC10A4
Product: solute carrier family 10, member 4
Exons: 2
Biological process (GO): bile acid and bile salt transport
Molecular function (GO): bile acid:sodium symporter activity
Source: RefSeq, a predicted model, not a curated record